UUGCACCCUAUGAACCUAUGGACUACAUAGCUAUCAGCUCUUUGAUCUUCACCCUCUUCCGAACCGCCGCCGAUAUCACCACCUUUCUUCUCUCCAGUCCCCAGCGCUUCUCGGCUAUGCUGACCAGGACUGCCUCACGAUGUUCGACUAAGCUUCGGGCUGCUCUCCGACAGCCAUCCCUCCGGGUUGCUAAACAACAACCACAAUGCCGACGAUUCUCGAUGCCCACAGCAAACGCCACUCCCGGCGCGCAGUCCGCUGCCACUUCCAGUGCUGGAAUGCUGUCCCCGUUUGUCAGCGAGCUUGACAAGAUUGCCCCAUCAUUCAGGAUCAACGGAUCGCAAAUUCGGGUUCUCCAAUCGCCAACCGAGUUCUACGAAACCCUCAAGGACAAGAUUCGCAAUGCGGAAAGACGCAUCUUCCUGUCGACACUGUACAUUGGGAAGUCUGAGAAGGAACUGAUCACUACACUCCAAGAGGCGCUGCGCUCCAAGCCGAACCUCAAACUCAGCAUCCUUACCGACGCCCUGAGAGGCACACGCGAAGCCCCUGAUCCAUCAUGCGCAUCACUUCUGGCCCCAUUGGUCGAGGAAUUCGGCCCAGAUCGCGUUGAGAUCCGCAUGUACCACACACCGAAUCUCACAGGAUUCAGAAAGAAGCACAUCCCGAAGAGAAUAAACGAAGGAUGGGGUCUACAACACAUGAAGCUGUACGGCUUUGACGACGAGAUCAUGAUGACCGGCGCCAACCUGUCCAACGACUACUUCAGCGACAGGCAAGAUCGCUAUCACCUGUUUUCGUCCAGGGACAUCACGGAAUACUUUUCCAAUUUGCAUGAUGCCGUAUCGUCACUCAGCUUUCGCAUCGACCCAUCUGACGCCCCUUCCGGCUUCGACAUGGUGUGGCCCAAGGACAACGCCGCCCCAUCCCCUCUGGAAGAUCACAAGCAGUUUGUCAGAGAAUCAACAGGAUUGCUGGCAGGUCUCAUCUCACCCAAGACUGCGCCGCUGACCGCCAAUGACUCCACGCCAUUGGAAAAGCGGGAUACAUCUGUUUACAUGCUCGCCCAGUUCUCGCAAUUACUGUCGCCAGACACAUCGACAGAACUCCCGGCCAUCACGCAUAUUUUGAGCACCCUUGCCGCCCCACAAUAUUCCAAGUCAUCUUGGACAUUUACCGCAGGAUACUUUAACCCUGCCCCAUCGCUGACCAAGCUCCUUCUGUCAACCGCAUCGCAAAAUAAUACUGUUAUUACAGCUUCACCGUAUGCCAACGGCUUCUACAAGUCUCCCGGCGUCUCAGGACUGCUACCAGAUGCGUACACACUGCUUGCCCGGCGCUUUGUGCGCGCAGUUCAUGAGAAGAAGCUGGACGCAUCUACGGUGAUGAAAGAGUGGAGGAAGGGCACGGUUGGCGAGCCUGGAGCUUGGACGUACCACGCAAAGGGUUUGUGGGUGACUCUACCAGACAACAAUGGUCCAUCCAUAAGUCUGAUCGGUAGCUCCAACUACACUAAGAGAAGCUACUCGCUGGACCUGGAAGCCAACGCUCUCAUCGUGACGGAGAAUGAGAGUCUGAAGAAACAACUGGCCAACGAGCAAAAUUGGCUGCAAGAAAAUACCACGGUGGUCACCCGAGAGGACUAUGCCAAGACUGAGCGCCGCGUCGGUCUCAAGGUGCGCAUUGCGAUGUUGAUCGUGCGGCUUGUGGGAGGUGCCUUGUAAGGAACUGGUCUGGUGGAGACUUGAUGUGUAGGACUGGUGUAAGAAUAGGAGAGGCAAACGAUACCCAAGAAUACGGAUAGAAGGAUACGUCAGCAUCACAGUUCAGAUGUCAGCUGUUUGGACGGAUGGAAAUUUCAUGUUUUGUUCAAUGCUGAGCGAGUGUGCCCAUCAGACUCGAGAGUCUCUGUCGUCACGCCGGACGAUGGGGUAUGUAUGCAAAAAGACACCACAUCUUCGAUCCUCCCGCCCUGAUUUCCGACAUCAAAAUGCGCUGCAAUGCAAACCUGAAAAGCAGACAACCGAUAAACGCCGUUCCCUAAUACUGAUUCGCAUUUAAGUCAUCCCGGACAUGACAAACAUCCCCGUUUUUUGUUGGAAAAUGCAAAGACAUAAAAAAGAUCGUCUCCCGAAACGCCCCCCCCUCUUUUGGGACCGAUCGUGGGGGGCCCGGCCCGACAGCUUGGGCCCUGCUGACCUGACUGGGCCACCACGCUACAUCUCCCGAACCAACCCCCACCACAAGCGCUCCAGCUGUAGCUUCAGAUAAUCAUCGGUCUAUUUGGUGGUUGAAGUUCAUCCUCACAAGUCGAUCGGCAUCCUGAUCUUGGCGUUCGUCGUCCAUGAUCUUCUCCUGCUUUUGACGAGGGGGAGCGCUCGCUGGAUGACUCUGAUGAAAGAGCGGGAGAGGCUCCGCUUGAGGGGGACGGCUUGCAUCAUGGUGGUUUUGUUGUAGAUAUGGUUGGGAGGAAUAGGUCGGCCAGCGAGGUAUGGAGUCUCCACCGGAGAGAUGAGGAAGAGGAGGGGAUAUGGCAGCUCCUGCUGGACCACUUUUUGGUUCUCAGUUUUGAAAGUUGAUGAUCGACAUGAUCAGAGGUGGUCGCCAGGACAAGAGACGAGGAGGUCGUCGAGUCUUAAGUGGUGAGUGUGGUGGUGGUGGUGGUGGUGGUGUUGUUGUUGGCGGAUCGGAGUACCGGCCAACGACCCAUUCACCUGUUUCCCAAGCAAAGAGGAGGAGGAAGAGCACCGCUAAAAUUAGGGCCCUGUCGCGGGUGGCGUAGUCUGUUGCGUCCGCGCCCCUCUUCUUGGUUGUUUCGUUUGCGGGAUGUCAACGCAGAGAUAAAGGUGCUGCGCCGCUGGCGUGCUGUACCCACAAGACCCAGCGAUGGAUAUGAAACGGUUUCGACUGUGCGAUUUUGUAGUUCAGCCACAAAGGUUGUUCUGGGUUGGGGUGAAAGGUCCUAGAUAGGGCUAGGGAUCUCAAGGGAUUGCUGGUGGGCUUGAGGCACAGGGGAGCUAUGGCCCUUGAUGAGGUCUGCGGGAUCACGCAAGAGGGGGCGCGUUGAUAUGCAACCUUGUUGCCCUUGCCAGUGCGGUAGUUGAACGGCUCGCAUUUAAGAUGCGAGACAUGUUCGGAGUUUUAACUUUUGGAGUUUCUUAUCAGGGCCAUUCUCGCGGGCCGAAGCUUUUGGUGGAUGACAGACCACCGUUAUCACCGAUGGACUGUUGCGGGUCCGAGCCAUUUUCCAACCUCUUCCCUUCCCCGACUCGAACAUCUGAGGGUUGGUCAAGAUCGGGGAUCUGGGAAGCCAAGUAGACUAAUGUGUGUCUGAGCGGCUUCUGCUCGAGCUCAGACGCUUGAGGCUUCCAACGCGUCGACGUCCCAAUGCCCUCGGACUAGCCGUGAGUCAAGAAAUGUGACUUCGGGGCUGGCGGCCCAGACGGCGAAGGACCCGCGUGAGGGCGGGAUAUAAAUGUCAGCAUGUGCUCGAUAUCAGUCCUCGAAUUACUUGCAGAAUACCACCUCUCACACAACAGCAUUACCGUGCCUGCCAACCACAGUAUUCUUCCACAGCUUCGUGCUGGUGAAUGUGCACCAGAAUAUCGUCAACGUAGAAGAAGAUUAAUUGCUUAUUCUCCUACAACCGGACCCAAGAUUGCUCGUCUUGUAUCAGUUAUGACAAAACAUGUCAUCAUCUUCUUUUACGUGGACGAUAUUCCUGUGCCCAUUCACCAGAUACGGACGUUGCCUCAGUAUAUCGUCGUCUUGUACCAUGGUUCUGUGACCUGGGAUUGGGCAGAUCAAUUUCUACACGGUUGUCGACAUCACACUCAAGAUCCUUCAUGAAGCCUAGGAAGAUGCCUCACUUGUGUAAAGUCCCUUGCAAGGCA
Messenger RNA from Podospora pseudopauciseta, 3893 nucleotides. It is a transcript of the gene PGS1, whose product is annotated as CDP-diacylglycerol--glycerol-3-phosphate 3-phosphatidyltransferase. The record is from RefSeq and is a predicted model, not a curated record. The transcript is spliced from 4 exons. Bases 18 to 1724 code for a protein of 568 amino acids. Gene Ontology annotation, molecular function: CDP-diacylglycerol-glycerol-3-phosphate 3-phosphatidyltransferase activity. Gene Ontology annotation, cellular component: mitochondrion. Gene Ontology annotation, biological process: cardiolipin biosynthetic process. NCBI's taxonomy places the organism in Eukaryota, Fungi, Ascomycota, Sordariomycetes, Sordariales, Podosporaceae.